AACCUAAAUAAAUGCAAUUUCCUUUGCAGGAGACUGAGCUGAAGAAUGUUCUUUUCAGAGCUGGAGAUCGGUUGAAAGUCCAAGGGAGGAUUUAUUCUACUGCUAAAAGGUUCCAAAUUGACCUGGGCUCCAGCUCCAGUCAACUGGCUCUUCACUUCAACCCUCGUUUUCAGGAUUGUGAUGAAAAGACACCGGUGCUGGUGUGUAAUUCACUGUGCGAUGAUGUCUGGAACCAGGAGCAAAGGGAAACCCACAACCCUUUCCAACCAGGCUCCACUUUUAAGGUUGUAAUAAAGCAUGCAGGAGAGCUGUUUGAGGUAAUGCUACCUGAUGGGCAUAUCAUUGAGUUCCCCAAUCGACAAGGGCUGGAGGUCAUCACUUACAUUCGUGUCAAGGGUGACAUCAGUCUCAUUUCAUUUAAGAUAAAAUGAUAACAGUGGUAUACUGAGAAGAGCAGGCCCUCUGCUGUUCAGUAUAUAAAAUACGACCAAUCAGUAUGUACAAUAUGUGUGCAAAG
Molecule: messenger RNA, 517 nt
Organism: Silurus meridionalis
Lineage: Eukaryota; Metazoa; Chordata; Actinopteri; Siluriformes; Siluridae
Product: galectin-2-like
Exons: 3
Coding region: 12-431 (139 amino acids)
Molecular function (GO): carbohydrate binding
Source: RefSeq, a predicted model, not a curated record